AUGAGCUCACUCAUUCUUCGUGCUAGCCGAGAGGGCGAUGUGGAAGCACUUCGCACCGCACUCGAUCAGCACAAGGAACAAAUUGUGGAGCUUGUUGAGGCGAGGAACGAGGAGGGACUAGGAGCGCUCGCUUUGGCCGCGAGGGCAGGUCACGUCGAGGUUGUAAAGGAGCUUCUUGCCAAAGGUGCCGAUCGCGCUCAGGCUGUUGAGCAAGGGCAUGGCAAGGAUCAUGCCGAGAUCAGUGCUCUCCUUUUUGGGCCUACGGAAGGGUCGGGAGCGGCGCCUACCGAAGCCCAUCACGAAGAGGUGCAGGACUCAUACCCUGUAGACAUUCAUGGCGGGCAGCAGCUACCCAACGGUGCCAUCAGUUACGUGAAUGCCAUGCCAGGGAUGUAUGCGCAGCAGCAUGGCAAUUUUGUUCCGCAGCCUCCCCUUCCCUACCACGAGAUGGGACCCUAUGGCGCUCCUCCUGGCGCGCACCAGCCACCUCAUGGCUUCUACGCUGAUGGACCAGUUGCUCACUAUGGUCCGUUCUAUGGACAUCCGGCGGGUCCCUUCCGUGCCCCACCGGGAGCUGGGCAGCCUGUUCACCUCGCGGGCAAUGGAAAGCCGGAUGGCCAACACGGUCGUAAAGACUCCUCUGCCAACUUGCCCCCUCCCGACAUUGCUCGCAGCAUCCCAUGCCGCAACUUCCCAAACUGCCGCUACGGGGAUCGGUGCGCAUUCGCACACCCCGUAGACAUUCCUAUGAGCGUUGGUCAACCUAUGAUUCCUCCGCAUUUGGCCCCUGGACCCCUCUCGCCCUCUGCUCUUCCCGCUGGGAUCACGCCCGGCGAGGCAGAGCAACAUGGUCUUUACUACCAACAACCCAUGCCGUACGGCUACCCCGGCUACCCGCAGCCUGGCUUCUACCCUGCUCCACCAGGCGCUCAUCAUCUGCACUUUCCUCCUGGAGGGGUGCCAGUUCCUGUGCAGCUCCAAACCAUCGUCUCAAAUGGAGCGCCUACUGGUGAGGCAGACGCGGUUGGGCCGGUCCUUGCUCAAGAGGACACUCAGCAGGAGAAUCGCGACCUCCCGACGGCUCCUGCGGAAGGGGCGCAGAUCUCGGAAGCCGUCGCUUCGAGCCCAGCCCCAGCGGUAGCCGCCAAUGCCGGCGAUGCGACACCUCCAAGCGCACCUCAGAAUGCAGACAGUACCGACGCACCCACCGCAAGCAGCCCCCCUACAGGCGGCGACGAGUCGCCAGCACCUCAAGCAGAUGCACAGGGUCGUCCGCUGCACCGCCGCCAGUCUUUCAACUCGUUUUUGCAUUCUCACGCCGUGCCUUUCCAGCCUUCCGGUCACGCUGCGCCGAUGGUGGAUGCGAACGGAAUCCCUACUGGCGUUCAUGGACAUUUUGCUGCCGGUCCGUCCAACUACCGUAGCAAGCCUCGAAGGGGCGGAGGCCCGUUCGGCGCACCUCGAAGCUUCCGCGAAGGUCGGCCACCGUGCACCUUUUUCCCUCAGGGAAGGUGCAGAUACGGUGACAAGUGCCAGUUCCCGCACAUCCUCCCAGAUGGGACCGAUGCUCGAGUCGCGGAGGCGCAACUUGGACAGCCCUCCCUUGCGCCGCAGGCGGCUCCUGCUGCCAAAAUGCCAAAACAUGCGCGAGUGAGUCCAUCUACCUCAAGCUUGCCUACCCCGCCCAUUGCAGCGGCUUCAUCACCAACACUGGUCAACGUGCCUAGCGGUCCCCAGGUCAAGAAGCCGCCCACAAAGCCGAACGGGAUCGCCAACGGAACAGUCGGUGAUGAUGCGGCGACGAGUUCUGAAGCCACCGCUGGACCCUCUGCUGGCGCAGCAGCAACACCGCCUACGCGACCGACGGGUCCCAAGGCUGGUGUCAAUGGCCAAAAGACCGGUGCCAAUGGCAAAGCGAAUGCAGGGACGGGCUCUCGAGCGAAUGGUUCAGCUGGACCACCCAAGAAGCCUACUGCUCAGAAGUUGCCAAGCGCCAACGACUUCCCGGCCCUGCCAUUCUCACCCAAUCCUCAGCAGCCGCAAGCAGCCUCUCCUUCAGCACCGAACGGAUCAGGAGCAGCGAAGUUCAACUUCUCUGCUGUGCUCUCUGCACCUGCGCCGCCAAAGCCUGUGUUAGCUCCCUCUGAGUCCGCGCCGGUCGUCGAAGCGACCUCCAAGGCGAACGAGGAGGAGAAGACUCAGAAGAGCAAAAGUAGCAAAGCAGAAAAGAAGCAACAACACAAGGCUGCUUCUGGGGCCAACUCGACUGCGAAGACGGAACAGUCCAAUGAGCCCAAUGGCGAUGCUCAGCCGGACGAUGGCUUCACCCUGGUAGGCCGUCGAAUCGCGUCUACAGCCACCAAUGUGUCUUCUCAGGUCUCAUCGCCGCCUGCCGCCCCCGUGUCCGCUGCCAACAAUGUGCCGGACAAUCUCACGACCUCAGACAAUCUUGCUGCCCCGUUGACUGCCGUCGGCGCAUAG
This is a messenger RNA of Ceraceosorus guamensis, 2481 nucleotides long. RefSeq lists its product as hypothetical. The record is from RefSeq and is a predicted model, not a curated record. Lineage: Eukaryota; Fungi; Basidiomycota; Exobasidiomycetes; Ceraceosorales; Ceraceosoraceae. The transcript is spliced from 2 exons. Gene Ontology annotation, molecular function: protein binding; metal ion binding. The coding region runs from base 1 to 2481 and encodes 826 amino acids.